CUUUCGUCCUCUCACACCAACACCGCCAGAGACUCCAGCAGCCAGAGAAGAAUGACAGCAAAACAAACGUAAAGAGCUGCAGUAUAUCCAGCAUGAGGCUAGUUUAAAGCAACAUGCACACUGAAUGCUCACACAAUACCUACACCCUUCAGUUGAAACAGACAAAAUGCCAAGCGUCAAACCCAAGAAAAAGAAGAUCAAGAAGGAGAUCAAUGAAGUUGAGGAGCCAGAAGCAGGGCCUGAGCCAGCUAUAGAAAUGGAGGGUCUGGAGAGCCGCAGACAGUCUGAAAGCAGAGAGCCGCUGACCCCUGAGCCUCACGACAAUCCACCACUGAAGAAGAAGAAGAAAAAGAAGACACAUACUUUUGAAAAUGAGGGUGAACAGCAAGACCACCCCAAUGGAGAUGUUCAAGAGUCCCCUACAGAUGGUGAAGAAGUCACCAAAAAAAGCAAGAAGAAAAGGAAGAAUAAGAUGAUGGAAAACCAGUCUCACAAUGAGCUCGGUGUGGAGGAAGAUGACAUCAUCACAGAUGUGCAUGCACCGAUAUCUCAGCGCUCUCUGUUCUCUGCCCCUCUGAGUCACAGUCAUCCUAUUGGAAAAGUGUUUGUGGAAAAGAACCGCCGCUUCCAAGCAACUGAUUUAUCCCAUGACCAUCUGGAGGAGUACAUGGAGGUCAGACCUAUGUGGAACACACGAGAUGUGGCCAUGAGGGUUCACAGCGGCUUCAGGAUCAUUGGACUCUUCUCUCAUGGAUUUCUGGCUGGAUAUGCGGUGUGGAAUAUUAUUGUGGUGUAUGUGUUGGCUGGAGAGCAGAUGACCACACUACCCAACCUUCUCCAGCAGUACCACAGUCUGGCUUAUCCAGCACAGUCUCUGCUCUACCUCCUGCUGGCCAUCAGCACUGUGUCAGCCUUCGACAGGGUAAAUCUGGCUAAAGCCUCCAUGGCUCUUCGAGGAUUUCUCACUCUUGAUCCAGCCGCUCUUGCUUCUUUCUUAUACUUUGCUGCACUAAUCCUGUCUCUAAGCCAACAGAUGACCAGUGAUCGUAUACAUCUCUACCCCACAGCCAAUGAAACACUUUGGCCUCCAGGUUUAGAACAUCAGAUUCUGCAGCCCUGGAUCGUGGUGAACCUGGUCGUGGCUCUGCUGGUUGGUUUGGCCUGGGUGUUUGUCGCUACACGGCCAGACAUGGACUACACUGAAGAGUUUUUAAUGGCGAUGGAGGUGGAGGAAUAUCCACGUCAUGAUGACAAACAUGAGCUGGCAGCCUGAGAGACUGCUGCAAGAUUUAUUAGCGGUCAGAAAUUAACAUUAAACUUUGUUUUGUGCUAAAUGUUGUAAGGUAAACCUUUUGUAUAUUACUUUAUUAUUGAGCUUGUUAUAUAGGUAAAGAUUGUGUAAAAAUAUAUUAAUAAACGUUUUUGUUAAGUUGGCU
Danio rerio (zebrafish) is the source of this 1436-nucleotide messenger RNA. The record is from RefSeq and is a predicted model, not a curated record. Lineage: Eukaryota; Metazoa; Chordata; Actinopteri; Cypriniformes; Danionidae.